AUGGCAAUAAACAGUCAAGACCAAGACGUGGAUGAUGAGAGUGUUCAAUCGUUUCGCCAGUCAGUCACAAGUCGACAAUCGACCACACAAUUUACCGACAAAACGCCUUGGUUCUCUAUUGCAUUAGUCGCGGCCAUGACAACUUGUACGGCCGCUCAGUACAGUAUUUACUUCAGUUCUAUGUGGCCGUAUCUUCAGAGGGUGAGUGUAAUGUUUAGUAUUUGUAUUUUUUUUUAAUUUGGGUCCGAGGGGAUGAGGGAAAAAAGUAAAAAUUAGGAUAACAUUAUGGUAUAGGCUAGGGUAUAACCCAGCGUAGGGUAGGCUAGAUACUAGGGCCCGGUCGGGUAUGGCACGGCAUAGCAAAUCAACGAAGGUAAGGGUGUUCUCAGCAUAGAAUAUACUGUUAUAUAUUGUAAGAUAGGGUAGUAAAUACCACUUUACCAUAGAAAAACUAAUGCAUGGUUUAUUGUAAAGUCGAACACUGCUUACUGUAUAUAUGAUAUAUAGGUUUAAGUAGUGCAUACUGUUACUGUGAGAUAAGACUCAAAACACGACAGAACCUAGGGUACGGUAAAAACUAGAGUAGGGUAGAGCUUACAUUACCGUAGUUUCUAGUGGGUAGGAUAGGGUAGGGUAGGGUAGGGUAGAAAAUGACUUAUUUCAAAAACUACAGGACUUUUUUAGUUAGACCCCGAGGUCUCAGAGCCAUUUGUUGGUUUCUCGGUAGCCUUCUACUCCUUUGGCCAGAUCUUAUGUGCUCCACUGAUUGGCUGGUGGAGUAAUAAAAUAAAAAAUAUUCGAAUUCCGAUUAUUUUUGCCAUUUCUUUACAAAUGCUUGGCAAUUUUAUUUAUCUUUUCGCUCAAGUUUUCGAAAGACCGAACGGAAAAUACGCUGUGGCUGUCAGUCGAUUUGUUUGUGGAUUGGGGGCUAGUAAGUAAAUUUUUAUUUUUUUUUAGUUGCUUUAUUAUAAAAUGUCAUUUUAAGCCAAAAAUUUAAUAUUUAUUUUUUCAGCCAGGGCGCAGCUCGCAAAAACAAAAAAAAAUAUUUUCGUUUUUCAGCCAGGGCGCAGCUCGCAAAAACAAAAAAAAAUAUUUUUACAAAAAAAGUCAUGAAUGAUGAGUUUUUAAGCCUAAAAUACCUGUCUUAUAGCUAAAAAAACAAAUUUUUAAAUUUUAACCCAGGGCGCAGCUCAAAAAACCAAAAAACAUUUUUUUUCUAAAAAGACAUAACAAAAUGCCAUUUUAAGCCUAAAGUACUAAUUUUUUUGUAAAAAAUUUUAUUUUUAAAUUUUAAACCAGGGCGCAGCUCGAAACAUCAAAAAAAAUUUUUUGGUAAAAAACGUUAACACAAUCUUAUUUUAGGUAACAUUGGUCUUUUAAAAACCUAUGCAGCCACUGCUGCUCGUAAAGAGCAUCGUUCACGGUCGAUAGCCACAGUUACAGGUGGUUUGGCUCUGGGCUUGAUUUGUGGUCCUGGUAAGAUUUUUUCUUUUUUUAAUUUAAAAUUUCAAAAUUAAAAAAAAUGUCAAUUUUUCAGCAAUUCAAAUAAUAUUCACACCGAUCGGUGAGAAAGGAUGGCAGAUAACCGAACGUUUUGCUUUAAAUAUGUACACAACACCACCAUUGGCCGUAUGCUUGGUCAAUAUCACUGCCAUGUGUAUCAUGGGCUUUAUUUUCAAAGAGGUCUAUGCUGGACUUGUGGAUAGUGUAAGUUUACCCUGGCUCAGACCCCUGACCCAGAGCCCUAGCCCAGAGCCCUAGCCCUAGCCCAGAGCCCUAGCCCAGAGCCCUAGCCCAGAGCCCUAGCCCAAAGCCCUAGCCCAGAGCCUUAGCCCACAGCUCUAGCCCAGAGCCUUAGCCCAGAGCCCUAGCCCAGAGCGCUAGUUCAGAGCCCAAGCCUAGAGCCCUAGCCUAGAGCCCUAAUCAUUCCCCUUACCAUAUCUCACCUUAGCCUACUUUACUAUAUGUAGUCAUAUCGUAUGUCUUUAUUAGUCGAACUAUAGUGUAGCACAGCUGGACCGGCCUAAAAAGCCCAGCCAGCUUACAUGUAAAGACAAUCGGGCCGGGCUUGACUAAAAUUUAGAUCGAGGCAGGCCUAACACUCAGAGCCGGGCUUGAAAAAUGGGCUUGGCAACGCCCGUUUCUCAUGUCUAUAUCUAUCUCGUAGUGUAGCCUACCCCAGUUCAACCAUUAAUCCUAGUCUAACUUUCUGUACCCUACGUUACCUUAUUUGUAUCGUACUUGUGUCCUACCCUACUGUAAGCCUGCUCUCCCUUACUCUAUCCUUAUUAUGUUCUACCUAUCAUAAUCCUACUCUACUUAUACCGUGCUUUACUUGAUCUUACAUGUACCCUACCCUACCCUUCUCUUACUCUACCUAAUAACUAAUCUUUUCUAAUUUCAGAAAUCCAGUGACAAUCUAAAACUACCUCCAGCCGACAAGACAGGAGUACUCAUGUGCUAUUGUGUACGGUUCGCCCAAAUGUUCGCUUUCAGUUCAGUAGAAACGCUAUCCACCCCAAUAGCUAUGACAAUGUUCGCUUUAUCACGAACUGAUGCAGUUACAUUGGUCUCGAUUAUACAUGGUGCUAUGUCAUUUGUGGAAUUGUUUAUGUACUCCAGUUUUGUCAUAUUCAAGUUGGACAGAUGGCUUAAUGAGAGAUUGGUUUGUCUCUUGGGCUUCUCUGGAAUUGCUCUCUGCUACUUUUUGAGCUUCCCUUGGCCGUUUUUGGGUACCAAAUUAACAAUAUACAAUGAUAGUAGUAAGUUUUAUAUAAUUUUUCGUUUUGGGCAGGGUAAGGUAAGAGAAAGUAUGAGAAACGCAGGGUGGGUAAAGGGCAAUGGACAGGUAAAGUUAAUUAUGGGGUAGGUCAAGACAAAGACAAUGAUAAGUCAGGGCCUACAGUAAGUUUCAACUAGGGUGCAGUUGGGGUAGUAUAGGGUGGGGUGGGGUAGUUGUAUACAGUAAGAUUAUUGUAAAGUAAAGGCUGGGCUGGGGCUGUGGGCUAGGGCUCUGGACUAGGGCUCUGGGCUAGGGCUCUGGGCUAGGGCUUUGGGCUAGGGCUCUCGGCUAGGGCUCUGGGCUAGGGCUCUGGGCUAGGGCUCUGGGCUAGGGCUCUGGGCUAGGGCUCUGGGCUAGGGCUCUGGGCUAGAGCUCUGGGCUAGGGCUCUGGGCUAGGGCUCUGGGCUAGGGCUCUGGGCUAGGGCUUUGGGCUAGGGCUCUGGGCUAGGGCUCUGGGCUAGGGCUCUGGGCUAGGGCUCUGGGCUAGGGCUCUGGGCUAGGGCUCUGGGCUAGGGCUCUGGGCUCUGGACUAAGUCAUGUUAAUUUUAAAAAAUUUUUCAGUCGCCAGAGAAUACGAACUCAUGGACAAAGAGCCAGUUGGAUGUAAUGUUGACCAUCUACCAUGGUGUGAAUGGACACCUCAAGUCAAUUUCUAUCUAUAUUAUGCUACGUUCGCCUUCUUGAUGACAGCUUGUUUCUGUUUGACUAAUAUUACUAUGAAUACUAUUUUCUCAAGUAUUAUUGGGCCUAGACGUCAGGUAGUUUAAAGUUUUUUUUGGAAAAAAAAUUUUUUUGGUUUAAGCCUGGGCGCAGCUCGGAAAAUAAAAGUUUUUUUUAAAUUAGUUUAAAUGUCCCAAAAAUGUCAUUUUUAACUCAAAUUUAAAAAAAAUAUAUAAAUUUUUUUAAAGAUUGGGCGCACCUCGGAAAUUAGAAAUCUAUUUUUUAUCCAUAAAAUAGAUUGAAAUGGUCUAAAAAUGCUAUUUUUAAUUCAGUUUUUAAAAAAAACCUAAAUACUACCCUUCAGGGCACCCAACAAGGUAUUCUCCAAAUGGUCGGCUCCGUCGGCCGCCUGAGUGGCCCACUUCUUAUCAGUAAUCUCUACACUUAUCUCGGUAUUCGAUACGCGUGGAUACUCGAGUUCCUUAUCAAUGUGAUAGCAUGUAUAUUAUGGGUAUUUAACUACGGUCAUUUAAUCCCGAUUGAAGAGAAAAUGGAGAAAAUGCGGUUGAAAGAAAUCGAAAAUUCCAGCGAAAAAGACAAGAUUAAGGUUAAAUUUUGA
Bursaphelenchus okinawaensis is the source of this 4061-nucleotide messenger RNA. Lineage: Eukaryota; Metazoa; Nematoda; Chromadorea; Rhabditida; Aphelenchoididae. The record is from the annotation of a GenBank genome assembly.